Messenger RNA from Entelurus aequoreus (snake pipefish), 1423 nucleotides. It is a transcript of the gene cbln1, whose product is annotated as cerebellin 1 precursor. Gene Ontology annotation, molecular function: protein binding. Bases 415 to 990 code for a protein of 191 amino acids. The transcript has 3 exons. Gene Ontology annotation, cellular component: glutamatergic synapse; synaptic cleft. The record is from RefSeq and is a predicted model, not a curated record. NCBI's taxonomy places the organism in Eukaryota, Metazoa, Chordata, Actinopteri, Syngnathiformes, Syngnathidae.
UGUUACCGGAGGGAGGUAUGAACGACUUUGUGGUUGGUCGGGGGGGGGGAAAGUAAGACCAAGGCGGGAGCAUCUUGAGCUACGUCUUCCUUUUUGAGCCUUUUGUGUUAGAAAGUCUCAUAUGUGACGUAUUAAUAAUUGAGAGCAGACGGAGCCGCCAUGACUGCCGCCAGCACCGACCCACACGCUCUUUAAUUCAGUGAAAAAGUGCGAAUUGGAGCGGAACUGGACUGUUUUAACUCCGGGAAGAGACGACGAGGCGGGCUGGGACACGAACAACGACCCAAAUCAGAGCAGGUGCGUUAGCGAACUAGGAGAGAAACGAAGGAGGGGGAAAAAAGCCCGGGAAACUCCCCGUCACUUACUUUUUGAAAGUGGACUAAAAGACGACAACUUCUCGGUUUUCACUCCGGUAUGUUGGCGCUUUGCCUGCUGGGCGCCGUGUGGCUGGCGGCGAGCCCCAGCCGCGCUCAGAACGAGACGGAGCCCAUCGUCCUGGAGGGCAAGUGUCUGGUGGUGUGCGACUCCAACCCCGCCUCGGACCCGACCGGGACCGCUCUCGGCAUUUCGGUGCGCUCCGGCAGCGCCAAGGUGGCGUUCUCGGCCGUCCGGAACACCAACCACGAACCUUCGGAAAUGAGCAACCGGACAAUGGUCAUCUACUUCGAUCGGGUUCUCGUAAACGUUGGGAAGAAUUUCGAUGAGGAGAGAAGUAAUUUCAUCGCGCCACGAAAAGGGAUUUACAGUUUUAACUUCCACGUAGUUAAAGUCUACAACCGCCAAACAAUACAGGUGAGCCUCAUGCACAACGGCUGGCCGGUGAUUUCGGCUUUCGCCGGCGACCAGGACGUGACCCGCGAGGCGGCCAGCAACGGCGUCCUGAUCCAAAUGGAGAAGGGAGACCGGGCUUACCUCAAACUGGAGAGGGGAAACUUGAUGGGCGGAUGGAAGUACUCCACCUUCUCCGGCUUCCUGGUGUUCCCUGUGUAGAGGCGAGGACGGAGGAGGCUGCCGAUGGGAAGUACAAUGAAGAAAGGGAGCGUUACGGAGGGGAGACAUGUCAGGACAGACCUCUGUUUGGGACGCCGACGGAGGUGGGGACGAGAAGGUGGGAGAUGUGAGCUUCGACGCGUGGCCAUCGUCUUCACUUCCCCUCAUCCUUCCAUCCAUCCAUCAACUCCUAAAUGCAGUUUUGGACAAUUGAAACCUUUUUAUUCUCUUCUACAUCCUUAAUGUUUCAAAGUGUAACCUAAGUCUCUUACUGUCACCUCAUUCACAGCUUUGAGGAAUGUCUCACUAAUUAGGGUCCGCACAGGACCAUUUCAAAGGAAUCCCAAAGGGAGUCCUUUUGCAAUGGGACGAAAGGACCCUAUUGAAUUUGUAAGGUUUUAUUAUUAUAAUUAUUAUUAUUAUUAUUAUUAGG